AUUGCAUUCAGUUUUGUAGCAAAUCUUGCGCGGUGAGUUUCAUAAUUGCAACGAGCGAGCUGUUGCGCUACGUAAUUUGUAGCUAAAAAAAGAAAGAAAAAAAAAACAAUUGUUUGCCGCUUUGUUGUUUAAUUGAAAGUAAUUUCUUGUGGGUAGUAAGACUGCGAUCCCGGCCUGCUCCAAGUCUCUUCAUCUGAAGUAAAAUAAUUUAUGCAUUUGUCUGAACGUACAUAAUUGGAAUAUCCAACAACAAACAAAUUGGACCAAGCAAACACUUUCUGCAGUUUUCAAACUUUCACUUCGACGCAACAUUUUUUGCUAAGCUUAAUUAGAAAUCUAUCCAUUUGAUUGAAGCGUGAGAAGCAAAACAACUAAAAACAUCAAAAUGUAUCCAUUUGGUUCCGGCAUGCCACAGCCACAAUCCAAUUCGCCAUAUAACAAUCAGAACAAUCCCAAUCCCGGCGCGCCAGUUGGUGUGCCCUUUGGCGCUGGUUGGAUAGCGCCUGCGCAACAUCACACCAAUCACACCUCUCCGCAACAUAUGCCACAUCAAAAUAGUUUGCAUUAUCAACCAUUGCCCUCACCCCAUCAGACACCAUAUCCUUCUACUAACAAUGUGUCGCAUCAUCUUCAACAUCAAGCGCCCUAUCCCCCCAUGGGUUCACCGCAUGGUGCACCUUAUCCAGGUUCCUCGUACCCACACAAUCCCCAACAUGCGCAAGCACCUUACCCAUCAGCAUCGGGGACGCCCACCCAUGGUACGGGUAGCGGUGGCGCAGGAGUGCCUACGCCCUAUCCAUCACACACUGCACAUUACACGCAUCCGGCUACGCAUCCUUCUUAUGCGCCAACGCAUGGAUAUACGCCUGUACCGACUUCGGUCGGCUAUGAAUCACCAGCCGGGAAUAUAGCGCACUGUUUCCAAGAGUUGGCCCACCGUCAGGGUCAUGUGCUGCACCAUCAUCAACCGUUUGCCCCUAGAGAGGGUACUCCAACUGUACUCCCCGCACAAAAUUUUGACCCGGUGAAGGAUGCGCAUGACUUGCGCAAGGCAAUGAAAGGUUUUGGCACUGAUGAGGAUGCUUUGAUUAACAUCAUUUGCCGCCGUUCCAAUGAACAGCGUCAGGAGAUUCAACGCCAAUACAAAACACAUUUUGGCAAAGACCUCAUCGAGGAUGUUAAAUCAGAGACUAGUGGAAAUUUCGAAAAAUUGCUUGUCGGUCUUUUGCGUCCAAUUGUGGACUUUUAUUGCGCCGAGAUGAACGAUGCUAUGGCGGGAAUCGGCACGGAUGAAGAUGUGCUGAUCGAAAUACUAUGCACAUUGUCGAACGUGGAAAUACACACUAUCAAGAAUCAGUACUUGCGCUUGUAUGGUGCUCACUUGGAGUCCGAAUUGAAAUCGGAGACUUCCGGCAACUUUAAGCGCCUGUUAGUCUCACUCUGUACCGCAGCACGAGAUGAGAGUGGUCAAGUGGAUCCAGCGGCAGCGCAAUCAGAUGCUCGUGAACUGCUCAAGGCAGGCGAAUUGCGUGUAGGCACCGAUGAGAGCAUGUUCAAUAUGAUUUUGUGCCAACGUAACUAUCAACAAUUGCGAAUGAUUUUCCAAGAGUAUGAAAAAAUGACUGGUCACACAUUGGAAAAAGCCAUACGCAAAGAAUUUUCUGGUGACAUAAUGGAGGGUCUGGUUGCUAUAUUCAAGUGCGUCACCAAUAAGACCGAAUACUUUGCAUCGCGUCUGCACAAGAGUAUGGCUGGUAUUGGUACGAAUGAUAAACAGUUGAUACGUGUCAUAAUCACACGUUCGGAGAUUGACUUGGCUGAUAUUAAGGCACAAUUUGAGCGCAUGUAUGGCAAGAGCCUGAAAAGCUGGAUCAAGGGUGACACAUCGGGUCACUACAAGCACGCAUUAUACGCCCUCGUUGGUGAACAACGCUCCUCCUAAAUGCCAAAAUCAGCGCUUCAUUCAAUACAAACACAUGCUUGCAUAUAUUUCACAAAUGUGUAUAAGAGUAACAACUACAAUUAAUUUUUUUUUAUAUAUGAAGAUUGAGGAAAAUUUUGUGCUUGAUGUUAACUAGGUAUCUGCCUAUUGGAAUACAUAUAUACACAUGUAUAUACGUAAACCUAUUUCGAAUAUGCAUAUGUAGUUCAAAGCAGUAAACUCUUCAUUCAAUAUUACUAUUAUCCUAUUUUCGCUUACGCACAGUUUUAUAAGUGUGCUUUCAUAUUCCAAAAAAUCGACUAUGUACACUGCAUAAGCAAACAUGAAAAAAAAACAAAAAAUAAUAAGUAUAUAUGUAUGUAUAUGUGCGCAUAUAUGCGCAUAUUUAAGAUAUAUUUUUCUUAUAUGUAUUAAAUAUGUAAAUGGAAAUUGCUGGAAACCUCAGUAAUUUUUUUAAAUUAAUCUCACGUCUCGUAUACCUACUCGUGACAAUGCCAACAUGCAUUUAAUUGUUGAAAAUCACCAAGUGUUUAUUUAAGGAAUCCUCCAAAUUUGUAUUAAUGCGCCCAUUUUUAAUGUCAUUUGAAACUGUUGUGUCUUACAUGCAAAUUUACUAUUUUGAAUGUAUUUGAUCUUUGAAAAAUAUGAAAAAUAAAUACAUGCGAAAAAAUAGAAACCAAGAUAA
Molecule: messenger RNA, 2627 nt
Organism: Anastrepha ludens (Mexican fruit fly)
Lineage: Eukaryota; Metazoa; Arthropoda; Insecta; Diptera; Tephritidae
Product: annexin B11
Exons: 10
Coding region: 386-1942 (518 amino acids)
Cellular component (GO): cytoplasm
Molecular function (GO): calcium ion binding; calcium-dependent phospholipid binding
Source: RefSeq, a predicted model, not a curated record